ACGAAACUAUCGCCAGUUUCCAUUUACAAUAAGAAGCUCAGUAAGUAGUACACUACACAACUACACACUUUCUCUUUCUCUCUUCUCACUCAACCCAGUCCCCACCAUUCUUUAAACCACUCUCACCUUCGUUCAUCAACCAACCUAACCAACCUUAAAUUCUCACAAAACCAAAAACCCUACCACUACACUCUCAACCCUCAACCUCCUCUAUGUCAUGAGGUUACAAUUACAUGCACUCCUUUAACUUCUUCCACCACCAUUCUUUAAUCCCGUUACACACAAUUUUGUUUUUUUUUUGAGUUGGGGAAAUUCGAAUGGGUCUCUGCAAUUCGAAACCCUACUCGAAUCCCACCCGUUCUUCUCGAAAUUUCGAUCCUCAUGGCAAUUCUUCAACAGCUAAUAAUAAUGAUGGUGCUGGAGCUCAUUCCAGCUCCGUUAAUGGCGGAAACCCUAGCGCUGACGCACCCAACGACGGCGUUAAGAGAUCCCCGUUCUUCCCAUUCUACACUCCGAGUCCGGCACAUUACUGGUUCUCCAAGAAGUCGCCGGCGGCGAGAUCUCCGGCGACCUCCGACUCCACGCCCAGGCGGUUCUUCAAACGGCCGUUCCCGCCGCCAUCUCCUGCGAAACACAUAAGGGCGGUGCUCGCCCGGCGGCACGGUUCGGUGAAGCCUAACGAGGCCACCAUACCGGAAGGUAGCGAGGCCGAUGAGGUGGUUGCACUGGAUAAGAAUUUCGGGUUUUCGAAGCAUUUUGGAAACAAAUUUGAGGUUGGAAGUGAAGUUGGAAGAGGGCAUUUUGGGUACACCUGUGCUGCCAAGUUCAAAAAAGGGGAACUGAAGGGGCAGCAGGUGGCAGUGAAAGUCAUCCCCAAAGCUAAGAUGACUACUGCCAUUGCAAUUGAGGAUGUCCGAAGAGAAGUAAAAAUAUUGAGAGCUCUAACUGGGCACAAGAAUCUUGUACAGUUCUACGAUGCAUAUGAAGACCAUGAUAAUGUCUAUAUAGUAAUGGAAUUGUGUGAAGGAGGGGAGCUGUUAGACAGAAUCCUAUCAAGGGGUGGAAAAUACACUGAGGAAGAUGCAAAGGCUGUCUUGAGACAAAUAUUAAAUGUUGUUGCGUUUUGCCACCUGCAGGGUGUUGUGCAUCGUGAUCUUAAACCUGAGAACUUUUUGUUCACAUCUAAGGAUGACAACUCGGAGCUAAAGGCCAUAGACUUUGGGUUGUCAGAUUUUGUUAAACCAGAUGAAAGGCUUAAUGAUAUUGUUGGUAGUGCGUAUUAUGUGGCUCCUGAAGUUCUACAUAGAGCUUACAGUACUGAGGCUGAUAUCUGGAGUAUUGGAGUCAUUGCAUAUAUUUUAUUAUGUGGCAGCCGUCCCUUUUGGGCCCGAACUGAAUCUGGUAUCUUUCGUGCUGUAUUGAAAGCUGAUCCAAGUUUUGAUGAACCUCCUUGGCCGUCUCUGUCAGCUGAGGCAAGGAAUUUUGUUAAGCGACUAUUAAAUAAAGAUCCACGGAAAAGAAUGACUGCAGCACAAGCAUUGAGUCAUCCAUGGAUUAAAAGCAACAAGGAUGUAAAAGUACCCCUGGAUAUUCUAAUAUUCAAGCUCAUGAAAGCAUAUAUGCGUUCCUCAUCUCUACGAAAAGCAGCUUUAAGGGCACUGUCCAAGACGUUAACUGUAGACGAGCUAUUUUAUUUAAAGGAGCAGUUUACUCUUUUGGAGCCAAACAAAAAUGGAACCAUUAGCCUGGAGAACAUCAAAGCAGCCUUGGUGAAAAAUGCAACAGAUGCUAUGAAGGAGUCACGCAUUCCUGACUUCCUUGGAUCACUUAAUGCAUUGCAAUAUAGGAGGAUGGAUUUUGAUGAGUUUUGUGCAGCUACACUUAGUGUUCAUCAACUUGAAGCACUUGACCGGUGGGAGCAACAUGCACGGUGUGCCUAUGAACUUUUUGAAAAGGAUGGAAACAGGGCUAUAGUCAUUGAAGAGCUAGCUUCGGAGCUUGGCCUUGGCCCAUCUGUCCCUGUUCAUGCUGUUCUUCAUGAUUGGAUUCGGCACACUGAUGGCAAGUUAAGCUUCCUUGGAUUUGUGAAAUUGCUGCAUGGCCCAUCUCGAAGUCUUGUAAAAGCUCAGUAGAAACAUCGAAACACCUGAAUCUCCACGGAAUAUCGAACGCUGCUGUCAACUAAAGUGAUUAAUCUGGCUAAUUAAAUACUAAUUGAUAUCACGUUCAUACCCCUAUCAAGGGAUUGCGUGUUACAUUAUGGCUCGGCAUAUAUCAUUAGUGUCUGGGGUUAUCC
This is a messenger RNA of Arachis duranensis, 2296 nucleotides long. Its product is annotated as CDPK-related kinase 5. Bases 318 to 2132 code for a protein of 604 amino acids. Lineage: Eukaryota; Viridiplantae; Streptophyta; Magnoliopsida; Fabales; Fabaceae. Gene Ontology annotation, cellular component: nucleus; cytoplasm. Gene Ontology annotation, biological process: peptidyl-serine phosphorylation; protein autophosphorylation; intracellular signal transduction. The record is from RefSeq and is a predicted model, not a curated record. The transcript is spliced from 11 exons. Gene Ontology annotation, molecular function: calcium ion binding; calcium-dependent protein serine/threonine kinase activity; ATP binding.